AUGAAUCCAAUAGGAAUGACCACUCCGUGUAGUCCCAGCGAAACGACGGCGUCGAGUGAGACUACCUCCUCGUCCAGUAUCGAUGACUUACAAAUCUCGUACACCAUUGGCGUGACCGAGGGUACGCCAUACCCGUGCACUUUCUGUGAUAAAGCAUUCCCGAGACUAUCGUACCUGAAACGCCACGAACAGGGGAACAGUGGUCAUCAAUACACUACACAACAGCUAUACCUGUGUUUCGAGAUUAAGAAAUCAACAAAAGAGAAGCGCCUAAUGAACUUGAAAGUGAAGGGGAACGGGAGACACGACCACAAUAUCUCUAUACUUACAUAUUCUGGGCUCAGCACAGGGCUAUUGACGAGCCAUUCGCUGAUAACGCUGAGGAAUGGGGGAAAAGGCUGUGUGGAAGACCACCCAAAUCACCUGCAAUUAUACCUGAGGCAGGCCGGGGUGCCUCUACCACCGCCACCCGUAGUGUUUCCGAUUAAAGGCAUAAAUAUAGGGCAGAGGGAGAAGACGGAGGAGAAUCAUGGGCUCUUGGGCUCCACUGCCUCUUAUACACUGCCAAAGCCGGUGCACAGCCGGUGCUCCUCUCAGCCCCAGUACUCUAUACAUUCGGACCAAAUGCCCUUUCGGUGCGAUUAUUGUCAGCGACUCUUCAAACAUAAAAGGAGUCGUGACCGACACGUCAAACUGCACACAGGCGAUAAGAGGUAUCGGUGCUGUCACUGCGAGUCAGCCUUUUCACGCAGCGAUCACUUGAAGAUUCACAUGAAAACGCACGACCAGAUGAAGCCAUUCCAGUGCGCCGUUUGCAACCGGGGCUAUAAUACCGCUGCAGCCCUAACCAGUCAUAUGCAAAACCACAAGAGAAAUAAUACUAUUAAUACUGUCGGCAAUAACAACGGCAACACUUCCACUCGUAAUAUCAAUGGCAACAAUGGAAUCGUUAAUAAUAAUAGUGACAAUAAAAAUAUUAAAAAUAUUACUUUAAGUACAACAAACUCACUGAGGCUGGAAAGCCGCGGCGAGACUACCAGUGCUAAUAAGGUAUCGCCGGAUCCUAUCACCAGAAGCGGCUCCCAAAUGAGUGCCAAUAAUAGCAGCCCUGAUUCGCACCCGGAGUCCACACAAACACAGUUGACGUGCGGUUUCUGCGGAAUCAAAUGCACAUCACUUGAGACACACAUCAGACAAACGCAUUUACAUCACCUCCUGUUUGCCGGCCUCCUGCAGAACUCCUUCUGCCAGAGCGCCGGCAUCGGGAACUGGCCGUCGCUGAUGCCUCCGCCGCCACCCAUACCGCCCGUACUGACCCCCGUCAAUGACCUCAUGAAACUGCACUCCAGUAUUCCCAACGGCUCCUCAUCGCCUCCAUCUCCCAAAAAGGCCAAAACCAGUAAAUCAGUGGUGGCGCCCACCACUCCCACCCCUCCACAGCCGACCCAACUGCCCAUUUUGUGUAACUUUUGCUCGCCUUCGCCCGCUUUCCACGACUUCGAGUCCUUCCGGAGUCACAUCAACACACAUAUCAUAGCCCAACAGCCGCCCCCUCCGCCCCACCACAAUAGCCACCUAUCAUUGGCCGCCCAUUCGCCUCAAUGUCCGCAUUGCGGCCAAACCGUCACCACUGACUUUGACAGCCACCUCAUCAACUGUCACAUGGGAACCGUCACCACCAACUAUGGCUGCGAGUGCUGCACCAAGAUGUUCAGCAAACCGGAUGAGCUCCAGAAGCACUUAAUGGACAUUCACGCGCACCAUCUCUACCAGUGCUCGCUAUGUCGUGAUAUGUUUGACAGCAAAGUCUCAAUACAAGUGCACUUUGCCGUCAAACACAGCAACGAAUGCAAGAUUUUUAAGUGUAAUAUUUGCGGCGAAUUCUUCAAUAGUGAGCACGACUUCAAACUUCACGUCAAAAUAGUUCACUUCCAGCCAAACGGCGCGCACUUAUCGCCACCGCAGCCACAACUGGCCGCCGCCUUUCCCCUCUACGGCUCCAAAGCCUACUUUCGCUGCAAAUACUGUUCCGAAGAGUUUAAUAUCGAGUACCUAUUGGAGCGACACAUCGAUAUCGAGCACUCGCACCAUCACAAACUGCCCAAAACUAAUUGCUUGGACAGGGAUGUGUCGCAAGGCAUCAGCCAAAUGAGCGGAAAACUACAGCAAAAAGCGAUCAAAUGUGAGUUUUGCUCAAAAAGCACAUUCAAAAGCGUGUCUGAAUUGGAGUCUCAUAUGAAUAGCGAGCAUAAGUCUAAUAGCAAUGUCAGUAAUAGCGCUGUGAAUGGCAUAAUCAGUAGCAAUGGUUUGACAAAUCAUAAUAAGGGCAGCAAUAAGUGUAACAUUUGCGAUGAAUUGUUUGCAUCAAUUAGUCAAUUGGCUGAACAUAAGCUGAAAAAGCACUGCAUAUUCGGUGCCUCGCAAUGCUUGCAAUGUCUUCACUGUCACGAUAAGAUCAAUACCAGAGAUGAUUACAUGAGACACUUUGUUGAGCACAAUAACAUCAAUAAGUCCACCGAUUCCUCCGCAUUGAAUGCCUUAUUUCCAGUCGUUUGUGUCAUUUGCAAGCAAACGCUGAUGAGUGAAGUGGAGAUUGAUAUGCAUGCGAGCUAUCAUUGCGACCAACUGUCCACUCAAUUGAGUCAUAACAGCAGUGCAAAUGACAAGCAUUCCGGUGGUACCACCAGUCCUGCCAGUCCUGUGGUCACGGAGUCUAAACUCAAUGCAAUUAAAAAUGAAUGCCAUUCCCCAAAAGGCUUAGCCAUCAGUGCCGAUAAAAGUGGUGUUUCGCCUAAAUUGGAGAACAAUAGCAUAGAAUCUGCGGACGAUAUGACGGUCACUAAUAAGAGGUAUCAAUGCAUCAAAUGUCAGGAAUCGUUCAGAAGUGAGGCUGAGAUCAAAGACCACGUCCACCAGCAUAUGCUCAACGAGGGUAGCAUUGAGUGCAAGCUGUGCGACAGGGAGUUUGAUAGUCCGGCCAAACUCCAGUCCCAUCUGAUUGAGCAUAACUUUAAUGGUGGCGAUGAGUAUAAGUGCCACUUAUGUCAGUCCAUAUUCAAUGGCUCGCAAUCACUUCAGGCCCACAUGUUUGACGACCACCUCAACGACCGGCCAUUUUCGUGCGGUCAGUGUUCACUGAAGUUCUGGUUUCCCACGGAAUUGGAUAACCACUCGAUGGCUGAGCACCGGGAGAGCGACGAUGACGAGGAGGAGGACAUCGAUUGCGACAACUGCUCCGAGGUAUCCAACACUGAAAUCAUGAGCAGCACUGCUGCUAACGACAGGUUUAAGUGCAUAGAGUGUGACAAAGAAUUCCCACUGGAAUCGCAUCUUAUGCUACAUCUCAAGUCAUCUCACCAUCAGUUGGCGACACAUUUGGAUAAUCAAACCAUUAAUGAGAAGCGUUUUUCGUGUAAUAUUUGUGGCAAAAAGUUUGCGCGAAAAGAGGCCCGAAAAUUACAUUACAAAUCACAUCAUUGA
Oppiella nova is the source of this 3480-nucleotide messenger RNA. The record is from the annotation of a GenBank genome assembly. NCBI's taxonomy places the organism in Eukaryota, Metazoa, Arthropoda, Arachnida, Sarcoptiformes, Oppiidae.